Cladophialophora carrionii CBS 160.54 is the source of this 1485-nucleotide messenger RNA. RefSeq lists its product as uncharacterized. Lineage: Eukaryota; Fungi; Ascomycota; Eurotiomycetes; Chaetothyriales; Herpotrichiellaceae. The coding region runs from base 1 to 1485 and encodes 494 amino acids. The record is from RefSeq and is a predicted model, not a curated record. The transcript has 2 exons.
AUGGUGGUCGUCGUUGUUGUCGUCGUGGUUGGAGCAGUCGUCGUCGACUUAGUUGUAGUCGUCGAGACACUAGAAGUCGUGCUGGUCGUGGUUGGAGCCGUUGUCGUUGACUUGGUUGACGUUGUUGAAACACUCGAGGUGCUGGUUGACUUCGUUGACGUUGAAGUACUAGUCGACUUGGUCGAGGUCGUCGAAACACUUGAAGUGCUGGUUGACUUGGUUGACGUCGAAGUCGUCGAAACACUUGAAGUGCUGGUUGACUUGGUUGACGUCGAAGUACUGGUCGACUUGGUCGAGGUCGUCGAAACACUUGAAGUGCUGGUCGAUUUAUUCGAGGUUGUCGAAGCGCUUGAAGUGCUUGUUGACUUAGUUGUCGUUGACGUACUGGUCGACUUGGUUGAAGUUGAAGUACUAGUCGACUUGGUCGAGGUUGUCGAGACACUUGAGGUGCUGGUUGACUUGGUUGACGUCGAAGUACUGGUUGACUUGGUUGACGUCGAAGUACUGGUUGACUUGGUCGAGGUCGUCGAAACACUUGAAGUGCUGGUCGAUUUAUUUGAGGUUGUCGAAGCGCUUGAAGUGCUUGUUGACUUAGUUGUCGUUGACGUACUGGUCGACUUAGUUGAAGUUGAAGUACUGGUUGACUUGGUCGACGUUGUGGAAACAGUUGAGGUGCUGGUCGACUUGGUUGACGUCGAAGUACUAGUCGAUUUAGUCGAGGUCGUUGAAGCACUUGAAGUGCUCUUCGAGGUUGUCGAAACACUGGAAGUGCUGGUCGACUUAGUCGAGGUGGUUGACACGCUAGAGGUGCUCUUUGACGUCGUGGGAACGCUUGAAGUGCUGGUCGAUUUGGUCGAGGUCGUUGAAAUGCUGGAGGUGCUCUUCGAGGUUGUCGAGACGCUAGACGUACUCGUCGACCUAGUUGAUGUCGAAACACUCGAGGUGCUCGUCGACUUGUUCGAGGUCGUCGAAACACUUGAAGUACUGGUUGACUUCGUCGAGGUCGUCGGAACGCUUGAAGUGCUGGUCGAUUUGGUCGAGGUCGUUGAAAUGCUGGAGGUGCUCUUCGAGGUUGUCGAGACACUAGACGUACUCGUCGACCUAGUCGAGGUCGAAACACUCGAGGUGCUGGUCGAGGUGCUCGUCGACUUGGUCGAGGUCGUCGAAACACUUGAAGUACUGGUUGACUUCGUCGAGGUCGAAACACUCGAGGUGCUGGCCGAGCUGCUUGUUGACUUGGUGCUGGUCGAAACACUAGAAGUCGUCUUGGUCGAGCUGCUGGUCGACUUAGUUGUGCUGCUGGUCGACUUAGCUGUGCUGCUGGUCGGCGUGGAAGCUGAGCUUGUAGACUUGGUGCUGGUUGAAACGCUGGACGUCGUCUUGGUUGAACCACUGGUCGAGGUAGAAGCUGAGCUUCGCGACUUAGUUGUCGUCGUCGAAACACUCAAAGUCGUGCUGGAAGAGGUACCGGUCGAAGGACGCUGA